Acipenser ruthenus (sterlet) is the source of this 4823-nucleotide messenger RNA. Its product is annotated as mitogen-activated protein kinase kinase kinase 20-like. Lineage: Eukaryota; Metazoa; Chordata; Actinopteri; Acipenseriformes; Acipenseridae. Gene Ontology annotation, cellular component: cytoplasm. Gene Ontology annotation, molecular function: ATP binding; protein kinase activity; protein binding. Bases 180 to 1487 code for a protein of 435 amino acids. The transcript is spliced from 12 exons. The record is from RefSeq and is a predicted model, not a curated record. Gene Ontology annotation, biological process: protein phosphorylation.
UCCAAUUCCUGGCUGGGAAAGUAGAAGUGAAAAUACGAAGCGCAGAAAGUCGAGUUGUCAUCGAUCACCAUAAGUUAUUUUGCGGAGCUCAGGUGUUGAGAUAUACAAACAGAACCUGGGCUAGUUGAAGAUACAGUACAAAGAAAAAGAACUUAGAUUGGUACAAGUGUCAUUAUGAGAUGUCGUCUCUCAGUGCCUCGUUUGUGCAAAUCAAAUUCGAUGACAUUCAGUUCUAUGAGAACUGCGGUGGUGGAAGCUUUGGAAGUGUUUACAGAGCAAACUGGAAAUCGCAAGACAAAGAGGUGGCUGUGAAGAAGCUUCUUAAAAUUGAAAAUGAGGCAGAAAUUCUUAGUGUUCUCAGUCACAGGAACAUCAUCCAGUUCUACGGAGCGAUUCUUGAAGCACCCAACUAUGGUAUAGUCACAGAGUAUGCUUCAGGAGGGUCUUUAUAUGACUACCUGUCUAGCGAUGAAAGUGAGAAAAUGGAUAUGGACCAUGUCAUGACCUGGGCAAUGGAAAUCGCCAAAGGAAUGCAUUAUCUACACAUGGAAGCGCCAGUGCGGGUAAUCCACAGAGACCUCAAGUCCAGGAAUGUGGUGGUAACAGCGGAUCGAGUACUGAAGAUCUGUGACUUCGGUGCCUCAAGGUUUCACUCCCACACGACACACAUGUCACUGGUGGGAACCUUUCCGUGGAUGGCUCCAGAAGUAAUACAGAGCCUGCCAGUGUCUGAGACGUGUGAUACAUAUUCAUAUGGUGUGGUUCUUUGGGAAAUGCUAACACGGGAGAUUCCUUUUAAAGGCUUAGAAGGGUUGCAAGUUGCCUGGCUUGUGGUGGAGAAAAACGAGAGAUUGACCAUUCCCAGCAGCUGCCCAGCAAGUUUUGCUGAUUUAAUGAAGCAGUGUUGGGACUCAGAUCCAAAGAGAAGACCACAUUUUAAGCAAAUCAUGAUGACCCUGGAAUCCAUGUCCAAUGACAGCCAGCUUCCAGACCAGUGUAAUUCCUUCCUGCACAACAAGGCCGCGUGGAGAUGUGAAAUUGAGGCCACGUUGGAGAGACUGAAGAAGCUGGAGCGUGAUCUGAGCACCAAGGAGCAGGAGCUGAAGGAGCGGGAACGACGUCUGAAGAUGUGGGAGCGCAAGCUGAUGGAACAAUCGCACACGCCGCUUUUCUUGCCUGUUACUGCAAAGAUUUCGGAAGAGUCUUUCUAUGAGUCUAAAACAGAGGAGUCAAACAGUUCAGAGAUGUCUUGUCAGAUCACUGCUGCCAGUAACGGGGAGGUAGAUGGCAUGAACCUGCAGGCCAUGAUGAAGGGCUUUGGGGAUAUUCUCUCUAUGGACCUGGCAGGACCUGUCUUGCACUCUGGGAUACAGAUAAACAUGCAGGCCAAGCAGAACUCCUCUAAAUCCACCAGUGUCAGAGAAGGGAAGAAAAUCAACAUGGCUGUGUCCCUGGGUGCAUUUAACUGGUCAGACGACAGCGACUAAUGCAAUUAGUCACUCACCAAGUCCCCUCAGGCCUGGAGUAUAGUGUAAAGCAUAGUGAUGGCAGCACCAUAAACUUGUAUUUAAUUCAGGCCUAGACGGAAUAUCUGUUAGUUGGGAAGUCCGUAAAAUUUAUAAAACAGCUUACUUGGCCUGUGUUGAAAGUGCAAUUAAAAAAACAAAUCUGUUUUUUGGAUAAAGUCGUGGGAUCUCUUUGUAUGUGAAACUACAUGCCCUUUUUUUGCAUUAUAUAUACAUCAGGACUGUGACAAUAGUUCACUGAAAUCCCUGUACCCCGCCGUAGCAGCAGAAAGAGUAUUAACGGUACUUAUUUUUUAAGCAAACUACUGUUUGUUCAUUGUCAUGAACAUUAAGGGGUAGAUGUACUAAGAUGGGUCAGUCACAAACAUACCGCAUUUUGCAUUUGCGUUACGACAAUUCGCAAAGUGCACAUUUUGUCGUAUGUACUAAGAAAAAAUAUGUUAAUGAGCCGCAAUAUACUAAUUUAAAUAUUAUUUGCGUUAUCUUAGCGAGAGUUGUGCGGCGUUUUUUUCAAAUAAAAUGUAGUUGAGUUGUGGUUUGCUGCAGCAGAGAGUGCCCGAAGGAUAACGUCUAUACAUGCAAGGGUGCAAGAAUCAAAAUAACAUUGUUUUUAUAUAUAUAUAUAUAUAUAUAUAAUGAAAGGCAGUUUAAUCCCAUCAGAUUCUAUAGUGGGGCCCUCACCUUCACCCCCAAAAAGCUUUUCAUAAUCAUGCAGUAGACCCUCGCUAAACCGGACAUGUUUGUCCGACAUAAGGAGCUGUUGGGUUUAAAAACAAUACGAUAAAAUCGCACACACAUACAUUUACAGUUCUCGAUGUAUUUUAAAUAUAAAUCAUUGCACUGAAAUAACACUAAUGUGUUUUGGGUAGGCUACACAUUACAUUAUGUAAAAAUAUAAAUCUGUACAGUAGGCCUAUACAGUACACAGUACAGUAGUAAAAUCAAAUGAAUACCUAGUGCACUUUUUUUGUACUUUAGCCUACUGGUAACAGAAAUAAAUCAUGCUGCUGCAUUGUACACAUCGGUGUACAAUGCGAAUAAAAGAUUAUUUUAAAUUGAAACUAAAUGAUUUUAGGGUUUUGUAUGUUAUUUUAAUUAUUAUUACUUUUAACUUGGUCUACUUAGUGCCUAGACAAUUAACACACAAUAGAUCAUUUUCCUGUACAGAUGCUUAGAAUGAGCUGGAGGGGUUAGUGGCACAUGUAUGCAGUCUAUUGUUCCCAACACCCUGGGAAAACCAGAAAUGUCACAGAAAUUUGUUUUCAAGGCUUGUAAGUACACCCUGACUUUAGUGAAAAUUAGGUACUUGGGUGUUCGUCUCAAAAAUACAUUGAGCACAACUGGCAAUACACGAGAAAAAGCAGACUGGGAAAUGUUUAAAACAUGCUUUCAAAAGUUCUUAACAAUUUGUUGGAAUAGUAAGUGUAGCAAUUGCCCGCAGCUUUCGUACAUCUCGUUACAAUAUUUUUGAUCCCUCAUUUGCACUCUCAUCUCCACCCUGUUUUUGUGAAUUUCUGCAGGAACGCCCAGAAUUACAUAUUCAUUUAAGGCUAAAGCGCAAAUAAAAACUGCGACUGCAAAGCAUUUGUUAAAAUGAUGCAAACAGCGUUGCGUUUGUUUUAAUACAUUUCACGCUACACUUCCUUCUGGUUUACAUGUGGCUUGCAACGAUUGUGAGAGACACAACACUUUAGUACAUCUACCCCUAAAUCUUUAAAAUGCUCAACAGCUGCAAACCACCUACUUUAUUUUGUUUAGCCUAUAAAACACUUUUCAUCUAGCUAACAUUAUAUUACACAAACUGUUUCUAAUGAAUUACUAAUGAAUCUAAUGAAAUAAUGUUUAAUGUGGAAGUAAUGUAUGUAUUUUUAUAUUUUAUUUUAAUGGUACUUUUAAUUGCCUAACAAAUACAACACCGUGAUUACAUAACAUAAUACAAUAUACAAAUGUCGUUGAAGAAUAUUUUAUUUAUCAGGAAUGUUCAUUGUUUAUUUAUUUUGUUUUAUAUUGAUUGAAAAGUUUUUGGUCUGGUUGAGUGAUUUUAGCUAAAACUGUCACCCUUUAUAAUAAUUCUUUUUUUUUUAUUGAGUCCCACUACUUGCUUCUUUUAUUAUUUCAUUUUAUCUUGAGUGUGUCAGUAGGUGACAUCUCUGAGUAGAGUUGGGUUUGAGCUAUUUCAUAAAUACUAAUGAGAUUAUACAGUAUAAAAUAUGUUUAAGGGUAGCAUCCAUGAAAAGCAACACAGGCCAAAUUAAGUGCAGUUUUCAUUCAUCCCCCUUUUUUUCCCCCAUUACAUUUGAAAGGGAUACUUUAUAGCCUCUACAUUUCCCUUCUAAUUUAAGUUACAGGCAGCUUGCUUUCCUAUAAUGUGUGUUCUUUAUGAUUCUCCAUGGUUUCUGCUUACAUUAUUAUUUGCCACUUUUUCAACAAAAAUGCUUUUUUUUUUUUUUUUUUGCUGGAAUAGAUAGUGCAGUACAAUAAGCAUGGCAAAUAAGGAUCUGAGGAAAAACAACAAUAUAGAAUACUUCAGGACACACAUAGUGGGAUAUUAAAGAGAAAUGUAGAACAUGUAGAUUAGAUCAUAACAUUUAUAUGAGAUAAAGGUAGUUCUGUGUGGAAUGUUUGUUAGAUCUAAACCCUGGCAAGAAUUUCAGAUGUUCCCAUUUUCCAGGUUUCAUACUGUAUUGGCAUUAUACAGUGAGUGCACCUUAUAUAAUUGAAAUUCACUAGGCUGGUCUGAUCUGCUACUGACCUAGUUGCAGACCAGUGCAGUGCAAGGGAAGCUUUUCAUCCCAACUGUGCUACCCUGUGCUUUGUUUUCAUUGCUGCUUUUCUUAAAACCAGCAAAAAAAUGAAUGAUGAUUAGUCGGUUACCAACUUUUAAAUCAUGUGAAAAGUCAACCACUUUAUAAAGGUUUUAAACUAGUAUUAUUAAAGUGACAGAAUGUCACAUGCACUGCAUUUACAGCUUAUGCACUUUUUUUUUUACAAUACUACAUUUGAAAUGGAUACUGUGACAUAAUCCUAUUUAUAGUUCACAUAGGUGUUAAAGCCAGUUUGAUGUGAACUUGGUUUUGGUUUUUUUUUUUUUCUGCUUUCCCUUCUGUUUUUCAAUAAACUUUUGACAUUAAAUAAUGUAUUCUCUGCUUAUUUCUGUUCCUUUUCACAUUUGUUAAAUAAUUUCCUUCUCUGAUUUUCUUUUUGUAUUAAGUAAUAUUGGGCCCAAUCCACAAAGUUUUAACUUAUGGGUUAUUUAAAGUUUGUUUUGAAGGAUAAAUAAAGUCUGUAUGCAUGCAA